Messenger RNA from Phytophthora sojae, 639 nucleotides. RefSeq lists its product as hypothetical. The record is from RefSeq and is a predicted model, not a curated record. NCBI's taxonomy places the organism in Eukaryota, Oomycota, Peronosporomycetes, Peronosporales, Peronosporaceae. The transcript has 2 exons. Bases 42 to 470 code for a protein of 142 amino acids. Gene Ontology annotation, cellular component: mitochondrial inner membrane.
AGCGGAACGCUACUACCAAAGCCCAGGAGCUCCGACCCGACAUGCGCGCCGCCAGUUUCCUCGCUCGUCGCAUGGCCGCCGCCUCGGGCCGUCGCGCCAUGUCCUCGGCGCACGGCCACGGCCACAACUACCCGCACGGCAUGCACUUCCACGUGAGCCCCGUGCACAAGAACCUGGCGCUGGCCUACGGCACCAUGCUCUGGCUCUGGGUCUUCUGGCGGGCAAAACAGGACGGCCGCGUCGUGCUGGGCCUGGAGCACCCGUGGGACCACGGCCACGGCCACGGCCACCACGAGGCGCACUCGGAGGCGGCGCCCAAGGGCUACGCGCUGGAGAACGGCAAGAUCAAGUACGAGCGCUCGGAAAUCGGCGCGCUGCCGAUGCCCGUGGAGAUUGACGGCGAGGAGGAGAGCGAGGACUCGGCUGACGACGACGUCAUGGACGACCUCCACGACGCUGACGAGGAGUAAUCGCGCUUGGAUCUACACACAGCAGAACAGGUUCUUGCCAGCGGAGACGCGGCUAUUCAUAAAGUGCUAGCUGCCGAAGGCUGCUGGGUCGUUUUAUUCGCUGGAGAGAAGCCUGGUGAAAGGACAAUAAAACCCGACAAAAAUGAACGAAAGGGUGGAUUGACACUGU